UAUUGUUCAAUUAUUUAAUAUUUAGGCCUGCAAUUGCUUAGUGUCUUCACUUAUGUAUCGCAACUUUAUUCGUUAAACAUGGUUAAUCAAGUUAAAGAUCUCUGUGGGGGUUCUACGCGAAGUAGUGGAUGGUUCGUCUAUUUUGGUGCAAUUACUGCUUCCUUGACGAGUUUCGAAAUAGGAGCAUGUUUCGUGUGGGCAUCUCCAUUUAUCAGAAGGUUUCUCUCAGAUGAUGUGGACAAUCCGCUCGGAAGACCUGCCACACAAAACGAAUCAGCAUGGAUCGUAUCUGCUUACAACCUGGGAAUGAUCUUUGGCCCAUUUAUAUCGAUGAUUAUCUUAAGAUACGUGACGAAGAAAACCAUGUUACUAAUUGCCAUGGCCCAUAAAGCUAUCGCCUUUUCAAUAUGCAUAUUCGCUUCCGACGUGUAUGUUUUCAUUGGAGCAAGAUUUCUUAUGGGUCUUGGUACCGGAUGCGUCUACAGCUCAAUUAAUCCAUUCAUUGGGGAAAUUGCUGAGGAUAACAUAAGGGGUGCCCUAGGGUUAUUCCCUGGUACAGCAACAUACUUAGGGAAUCUGUACUCAUACGUCAUAGGCCCUUAUGUGACAAUGACGUGGUUUAGUGUGGCCCUGCUAGUUCCUUUGGUGGCUUUCUUUGUGGCCUUUGGGUAUUUUGUCCCAGAUAGUCCCUAUGAUUUAUUAAUGAAAAACCACGCGGAUAAAGCCAAAGAGAGCCUAAGAAGAUUGAGGGGCAGAGACGAUAUUGAUGGUGAACUUUCCAUCAUAAAAGCAACAAUAGAAUCUCGCAUGUCAGAGAAAAUUCGGCCCAUGGACAUCUUAAGAGACUACGAAACUCGUAAGGCCCUAAUGUACUGCAUCAUUUUAAUGAUUAUUCAGCAGUUCGCGGGAAUCGGUGCUAUCGUGAGUUAUGCGGAAGUGAUAUUCAGGCAAACAGCGAAUUUAAUUCCCCCAUCCCUCUCGGCGAUAUCGUUAGCUUUGGGAGGUUUGGUCGGUAACAUAGGCUGCGUCCUCUUAGUUGAUAAGUUUGGCAGAAAAUUGCUUCUAACUACAUCCUGCGCUUUACUGACUCCUUGUCUUAUCGCAGUCGGGGCAUAUUUUUACCUUUAUGACCAUCACUAUGACGUCUCGUCCAUCUAUUGGCUGCCAACUGUGAGUCUAUUGCUGUUUGUGGCUUCGCACAGCUUCGGUAUGUCUACUACACCAUGGUUGCUUAUGGGAGAACUGUUUCACCCUAAAGUAAAACCCUUUACCUCUACCAUAGCAUCACUGACGGCUUGCUUAUGCUCUUUUACUGUUUCCUUGAGUUUUCCAUUUAUGCUUUCUGACUUUGGGAUGACGUACACUUGCGGUUCUUUUGCUUUCGUCACGAUUUGUGGGAUUUUAUUUUGUAGUCUUUUGUUGCCCGAGACGAAGUGUAAAAGUUUCCAGGAAAUUCAGUGUAUACUCGGUCGUGGCAAGAGGAAGACAGACAGUUCUGAUAAAUGUUAAAUUAUGUAAUGAUUUGAGUGAGUGUGCUGUAUUAGAAAAUUAUGUUAUUAGGUUAAGUAAGUUUGUAUUUAUUGUAUUGUUUUUUGUAUAGAUUAUAUUGUUUAUACUUUUUUAAA
Messenger RNA from Anthonomus grandis grandis, 1625 nucleotides. RefSeq names its product facilitated trehalose transporter Tret1-like. Gene Ontology annotation, molecular function: transmembrane transporter activity. Gene Ontology annotation, biological process: transmembrane transport. The transcript has 2 exons. The record is from RefSeq and is a predicted model, not a curated record. NCBI's taxonomy places the organism in Eukaryota, Metazoa, Arthropoda, Insecta, Coleoptera, Curculionidae. The coding region runs from base 79 to 1509 and encodes 476 amino acids. Gene Ontology annotation, cellular component: membrane.